Punctularia strigosozonata HHB-11173 SS5 is the source of this 3522-nucleotide messenger RNA. RefSeq lists its product as uncharacterized. The record is from RefSeq and is a predicted model, not a curated record. Gene Ontology annotation, molecular function: protein binding. The transcript is spliced from 4 exons. Bases 1 to 3522 code for a protein of 1173 amino acids. Lineage: Eukaryota; Fungi; Basidiomycota; Agaricomycetes; Corticiales; Punctulariaceae.
AUGCUCACUGUUCUUCCCGUCAUUGGCCCAGCCCCGCCACCUGAACCUGUCGGAGUUUUUGCAGAGGCUCUUCAACUUCACGAGCAACUUCGCCAGCAGAUGGAUCUGGAAGCCGCGGAGAAGGCCAUUGAAUUAUUCGAAUCGCUUUUGAAGCGUAUACCUCAGGACUCGUCAGGGUGUCGAAGCAAGGCAACCGAAGACGACGAUUAUUCAGGUGAAAGGCAGCAAUAUCAUAUCCUAGGGCAUCUGAGCGACACGUUUCUAUCACAAUUCUCAUACACCCGUAACCAAGCCGACCUAGCGCAGGCUGUGGAGCGCGGUCGAGAAGCUUUCGAAUUUUGCCUUGCAAAGGAGAUGACAUGUCCAACCGUGUUAACGCUCUACGCGCAUGUUCUCGACACAAAUGCGGACAAAGUUUCUCGUCUGGGAGAGCGAGAAGUUGCUGAAUCGUUGUGCCGUCUCGCUAUUUCACUCUUCGACCCAAGGCAUCCGUUCAAGAUUACCGCCCGUUUGUAUCUUGGAUGGAUUCUCCUACGACGCUUCGAAACAACUGGCUACCGAGCAUACGUUGACGAGGCAAUCGAUAUCCAGCGCCAGACGUUGCUCGAGAUACCCUCAUCCGAUGGCCACGUGAGGCAUUUGCACCUUCAUGCUUUAGGCUGGUUUCUACUUCGUCUUCAUGAGUCCUCCAAUGAUUCUCACGAUAUGGAGGAAUCUGUCGCCUGCUUCGAAAGCUCCUUACAGGUUUGCCCUCCUACCCACAUCAACCGAAGGAUUCUGUUCGGCGAUCUGCUUGGAGCAUUGUACAGCAAAUGUUUCUCAUACGGUAGCCUCGAGGACCUAGAUAGAGCCGUCGAUCUCGGCAAACUCGCCAUUGAAACGGAUCGUUCCAACGGUCGGCCACGAACCGCCACCAUGAACACAGUGGCAAGUCUCCUCAACCUUCGUCAUCAACUCACGCUAUCAGACGGACGCGACAUAGAGCACGCGCUCGAGCUGCGCCGACAAGCCGUUGAGCUUUCGAAUCCCCACUCUAGAAACUACUGGAUAGACCUCGUCAAUCUAGCAUCGACUCUGAGCCUGAGAUUCUCCUGGAUAGGGGAAUCGGUAGACCUGGAGGAAGCCAUCCGAUUCACCCGACAAGCUGCAGAUGCCAUACAUAGCGAUCAUCCCGUUCGAUACUACCCUGCUCGUCAAAUGGCGAACGUGCUUAUACUUCGAUUUGCCGAGACCGGAGAAAUCGCUGACCUAAACGAAGCGCUGGACUGGAGUCGCACCGCUAUGGCUGCCAUCUCACCCUCCCAAGCGCACUAUAGCGGUGUCGCCUUGGAUAUGGUUGCCCAUCUCUGCACACGCUUCGAACGCCUUUGUACUCCGAAUGAUCUCGAGGAAGCCAUAUCUCUAUCGGAAGAUUUGUUGCGCAGAGCGCGCGCCAGUAGCGCCCAUAAACCGGACGGAUCAUAUUCCCUAUCAAAGGCGCUUCUGCUCCGCUCUCAGCACGAUGGCAAUCUUCCGGAUGUCGAGCGUGCAAUUCAGGAGUUAGAGCCUGUCGUCUCGCAAUAUUCAGAGCGCUCGGCUGGGCCGGAAUUUGCGCGCACGCUUGCCCGAUGCUUCUCGACUCGUUUUCGCCUAACUCGGGAUGCCGAUGAUGCACAUCGCGCAUUGGGAAUCAUGAACCAGCUUCUCAAGGCCGUACCUCCCGGUCUCCGCGAGAGGUUCCAGUGCCUGGUAGAUAUCGCCGAACUCUACAUGCAGCGCGAUGCACCCUACUAUAAUCUCUCAAUCGCGUUGGAUCAUCUUAUGCAAGCACUGAUAGAUGAUGAUAGAGAUGUUCGUUCGCGGCUCCAAGGUGCUGCCGACAUGCUCGAGGUGCUUCAAACACAUCAUCAAGACACGCUCAUGGGGGAUCGCGGGAUGCUAUCACGACUCCUCGAUAUUUACAUACAGACGAUCAGCCUGCUCCAGCGGGUCGCGUAUUUUGGCGUUCACUUGCAUUCUCGACUCCGGUCGCUCAAGGCCGCACAGAACGUGGCCCUCCGAGGCGCAUCAAUUGCGUUGGUCCUAUGUCUUCCCCACAAGUCCCUCGAGAUUCUCGAGCAAGGUCGUGCGAUUUUCUGGACCCAUAGCCUGCGUUUACGUUCUCCAUUCGACGUCGUUCCCGAGGAUCUCCGAGAUCGCCUCUCGACUCUCGCACUGCAAUUGGACUCCGCCGCCCAUGCGUCCCAUUCCGCAGAUGAUCCCCGCAUACUAGAGGUUGAGAUUGCUCAGCGGAGGCGGCAAACCGAGGAAUUCGACUCGCUCUUGAGACAAGUCCGCGGUCUACCUGGCCUGGAAAGGUUUCUGAUGCACGACGAAUUUGCGGCGCUAACAAAGGCGGCGGAAAGAGGGCCCGUCGUCGUGUUGGUUUCUAGCACGGUGGCAUGCCAUGCUAUCAUUAUCAAGCGUCCCGAUGACGCUACAAGCAUCCCCAUCGACCGGUUACCCUCCGCUUGGCUCGCUGAGUCGGGGAUAGCAUGGAGAUCUGCUAUGGAAGAUGCGAGAGCUGACCUUGGUGGUCGUCUGAAAGUAGCAAAGCCGGCAAAGCGACACACACCGGAAAGCGCGAAAGGGGCCGAGAUUCUGCGCAGGCUGUGGGUGGACGCAGUGAAGCCAAUCCUCGAUGUUUUGGGGAUCCGGCCUUCGGUGGGUCGAAACCGGCCGCGAAUAUGGUGGUGUCCAACUGGACAUUUUGUUCACCUCCCCAUCCACGGGGCGGGCGCCAACGGAACCUGGUGCUCUGACUACGUCGUUUCCUCCUAUAUCCCGACGCUCAGCUCCCUUCGUACCACUAGGGCGAAUUACGAACCGAUUCACAAACAAGACAUCCGAGCGCUGGUGGCCUCAGUUCGCCGCUCGCGCAUGCUCGAGUGGAGCGAGCUCCCCUCCACCCGCAAGGAAGUCGAAACGGUCCGAUCGGCGCUGCCUGAAGAAGCACUGAUAGAGCUGCCUAGAGGGGACGAUGCUUCGAGUGAUGACGCCGGGGACGGAAUAGCGGCAGAGACGCUGCUCAAAUUGCUGCCCCAAGACAUGAUCGACGCAGGCGAUACCACCCGGCACUUGUUGCGACUGUCUGAGGGAAAAGAGAUCUCGCUCGACCUCGAACAGCUGACACUGGACGCCUUCAUCUCCACAAGUGCCAUCGGCUUCGCGAAUACGUUCCUCCUUCAGAGCAAGUCGCUGACUUUGUUUCAAUUUGUCGAUCACGGAUAUGGGGGGGAAGGAGGUUGCAUCGACUUCACCAAUAGUCCCGCUCUCGCCACGAUCACAUACGAUCUACGUUACCGGCACGACCAAUCGCUCGACUCUCUCUCGCGGCUCCGUCAUUCUUUUGCCACGAUCACGUCCGCGGUCUUUGAGUCUCUGACUCUCAAGGUAUCCUUCACGCUCAAUGACACGCCGUCAAACCAAAUACGCGACUUCCUUACAGCGCUCCAAGCAUCCCUCCGCGCCAGCCCGGAGUUCGUCCGGCUCGCUCAACUGUAA